Calypte anna (Anna's hummingbird) is the source of this 1448-nucleotide messenger RNA. It is a transcript of the gene HOXD4, whose product is annotated as homeobox D4. Gene Ontology annotation, biological process: embryonic skeletal system morphogenesis; anterior/posterior pattern specification; regulation of transcription by RNA polymerase II. Lineage: Eukaryota; Metazoa; Chordata; Aves; Apodiformes; Trochilidae. Gene Ontology annotation, molecular function: DNA-binding transcription factor activity, RNA polymerase II-specific; RNA polymerase II cis-regulatory region sequence-specific DNA binding. The transcript is spliced from 2 exons. The coding region runs from base 94 to 807 and encodes 237 amino acids. Gene Ontology annotation, cellular component: nucleus. The record is from RefSeq and is a predicted model, not a curated record.
ACUUUAUUCAGUUGACAGCAAGUAGGAGGGCUCUAUGGCAGGGGAAAAAAAGACAACACGAGAAAAAUUAGUAUUUUCUACCUUCAGAAAUUAAUGGCCAUGAGUUCGUAUAUGGUGAACUCUAAGUAUGUGGAUCCCAAAUUUCCUCCUUGCGAGGAAUAUUUGCAGAAUAGCUACCUAAGCGAGCAGGGGGCCGAGUACUACAGUGCCUCGCAGGGCUCUGAUUUCCAGCACCAGGGACUCUACCCACGGUCAAACUACAGCGAGCAGCCCUUUAGCUGUAGCAAUGCCCAAGGCUCUGCCGUGCAGCCGCGGGGUCACGGACAGGAGCAAUCCAGCCCAGCGAGCCACUUCCCCGGCCAAGCAGAGCAUUGUCCACCGCCUCCAAUGUCCAACUCGCGAGCCUGCAGCCAGCAGCCGUCCCUCAAACCCCCAAACGGGUCAGCACUUAAGCAGCCAGCAGUAGUUUAUCCCUGGAUGAAGAAAGUCCAUGUUAACUCGGUGAAUCCCAAUUACAACGGAGGGGAACCUAAACGCUCCCGCACAGCUUACACCAGACAGCAAGUCUUAGAACUGGAAAAAGAAUUUCAUUUUAACAGGUACCUGACCAGGCGCCGCCGUAUCGAGAUAGCCCACACUUUGUGUCUCUCUGAGCGCCAGAUCAAGAUCUGGUUUCAGAACAGAAGAAUGAAGUGGAAAAAAGAUCACAAACUGCCCAACACGAAGGGCAGGUCGUCUUCCUCUGGUUCAAACCCCCAUUUACAGACUGGUUCCAAGGACCAUCAGACUGACUUGACAACUUUGUAGAAGAGGUGAAAUUUUCCAUUUCAUCCUUCGCUUCUGGCCAGUACUGUACAUAACUGACAUUGCCCAAGCAGAACCUGCAUGUAGCAGCUAAGGAGUCGAGAAACUGUCAUCUUUCUUUAAGGUACUGUUGUACAAAGGAGACAAAAUGACGCUACUUUGGAUUUUAUUUUAUUUGCCUCUACUAGCACAACCUAAAAAAAAAAAAAAAAAAAAAAAAAAAAAAAAAAAAGAAACCAUGCAGGCAGGAAUUGGGAAAAUAUUAAACCAGACCUUCUGUCCAUAAAAAGUAAUAAAUAAUUGAAAAUUAAACUGUCCUGUGUUUCAGUUUUGAAUUCGAAAGUGAAGGUUUGAUGCUUUAUUCUGGAAUUUUUGCUUUUAAUUUUCUUUUUAUCCCAUGCAAUUUCGGGAGGAUGUAUUUGGGAAAGUUGAGAACAGGGAACCUAGAGCACAGUCUUUUAUUUGAACAUAAAGACUGGUAAUUGUGAUUUUUUUUUGGUGCUGCUUUACCUCUCUAGGUGUAAUGAAAAUACUUGCUCAUUUUCAUAACGUCUAAGAAGGUGUGCCUAGGAAUUAAGUGAAAACGGGUUAUUCUAUGUACUGGCAGUGUUAGCAUAGUUAUUUAUUUGUUUCACAGAGGAGUG